Messenger RNA from Staurois parvus, 300 nucleotides. The record is from the annotation of a GenBank genome assembly. Lineage: Eukaryota; Metazoa; Chordata; Amphibia; Anura; Ranidae.
UCAGUACCAAAAGCAGUAACCCCGAGCUACACUCGGGCUUGCCAUGCGGCGCUGCAUAGGGAGUCCCUGCAGAGCUUACCUUGUCCUUCGCUCCCGCAAUGUGUCCCCUUCAGCGUCCCCGGCCAUCUCCUCCGGCCGAUGCCGGCAUCCGGCUUGUGUGUUCCGGUCCCUGUGACGUCGGGACGUACGAGCGGUGGCAGCGGCAGGAAAUUUGAAAAUUUUAAAAAAUGUCAUUUUUUUUCAAAACAAAUUUUUCAUAUGCUUUGUCCUGUGACCUGCCUGCCUUUUGUCUGUUCUUUC